AUGAUGAAAGCAGCUUCUACGCACGCAUGGUUCCCCCGUCACCAUCUUGGACCCCCAUCCUCUCCUCCUUUCACACCGUACGCUCCAACUCCAGCAGCCAUUCUUUCGUUCACUUCUUUCGUGGAGGGCUUACGACACGACAAGCGACUACUGUCACCGGAGGGCCCGCGGGAGUUCGUCCAUUUAAGAACAGGCUCGCUAGAAGACGAGUCUCGCGUCGUCCCCAUCGCGCGCUCGUCGAAUCCAGCUGCGUCGCAUGUAGUAGGGAGACAUUCAGGGCCGCAAAUGACGGCCGGAAUCUGCGGCGGAGGCUCGUCAGAAAGCCAGGUGUCACCGAACAGCGCUUUGUCGCCGAUUAAGAGUAGUAGCAGUUCGAGCGGUGGUGCUUUGCCUCCGACGGGCGGCGAUGCGCUUCACUCGGCGGGAAAGCCGGUAGUUAUUCGGAAACGCGGUGACGCCUUCGACGAUUCGCAGCUAUUUCCGUCCGCACGAGCGUCUCCAUCGCAGCAUCAAUCUGACUUCACCGCGCGUCGUUCUUUGGACAUUUCAGCAACCAGCCAAUCAAGGCCCGCUUGCGUGGCGACAUCUGAGGCGCCGGUUCCAGCUGGCGGCUCGGUAGCGCGCCGAGUGUGGACAGACAGCGACACGUCAGCAGCACCAGCACCAGCAGCAGCAGCAGCAGCAGCAGAGCCGCGCGGCCAAUCAGCAUCAUGGGCUAACAAUCUCGGAUGUAAAGCGGACCAGCUUGUAAACCUCUACCCGCAAUUCAGCUCUCAGGGAAUCCGUUUCAGCGCGUCGCACGAAUCUCAAGACUGGCUGCAUGCUCAAGCCGAGCAGCAGAAGAGAGAAUCGAAAGUCGCUGCUGAAAAGUCGAAGCUAAAAGUGAAGGGCAUUGGUAGACGCUCGUUUGACAGCGGCAGACCCGCUUCAGCCGGGAAAGGGCCCUGGGACUCUCCUGCUGCUGACGGCAAUUCCAAAAGCGGGAGGCUCGGCGACGGAAGGUCCAGCGAUGGGAGGUCCGGCGAUGGAAGGUCGGGCGAUGGGAGGUUCGGCAGCAGCAGCGCGGUUCUGCAUGAGAGAGGGAAAUGCCGGCAGUUCUCCCCGGUCCAGCUCACCCGAGCCACCGACAACUGGGCGGCGGAGAACAGGCUCGGCCGAGGCUCGUUCGGCACGGUGUACAAGGGACGGCUGCUAGGCUGCAUGGUGGCAGUGAAACGCCUGGAAGGCGGCGGGUGGCAGGGCAGUGCAGAGUAUAGAAUGGAGGUGGAGGUGCUGUCUCGGAUGCGGCACCCGCACAUAGUGCUGCUUAUGGGUCACUGCCCUGAUGAGAUGAGCCUAGUGUAUGAGUACUUGCCUGGAGGGAGCUUGCAGGAUUGUCUUGAUGUGAUUGCUGCUGGGAACAGCAAGGGUGGUGGUGUGGGAGGUGUGGGUGGUGCGGGUGGUGCGGGUGGUGCGGUUGGUGCGGGUGGUGUGGGUGGUGUGGGUGUUGCUAGUGUGGGUGGAGGGAGUGGGGGAGGGGGGAGCGGCCGGGGUGGGAGGAAACCGUUGACUUGGUUUGACCGGGUGAGAAUCUUAUCUGAGGUGGCAGGUGCGCUGAUGUACCUUCACCAGAAUGACCCGCCCAUCGCGCAUCGCGACUUAAAGCCCGACAACAUUCUCCUCGACACAAGCCUCUCUUCUAAAGUGGCCGACGUGGGCCUCGCGCGGUUACUCAGCGACGUGGAAAAUGUAACCGCGCGGGUGAGAGGCACAGUGGGGUAUAUAGACCCAGAGGAGCUGGAGACUUGUGAGAUUUCAGUGUUAUCAGAUGUGUAUGCGUUUGGGCUGAUUGCCCUGCAGCUGCUGCUGGGAGAGCCGAAUGUGAAGGAGUUGCAUAAGAGGAUGGGGAAGAUACAGGAGUGGAUAGGGAGGAGCAUGGGUGGGGUAGGGUUGGGAGGAGUGGGCGUGCGUGGUGGUGGGUUUCAGUCAGUUGAGAUGGAUAAUCUGGUGGUGGCUGGUCCUGAAGCUUCUCAGAACCAGCCUUGUCAUGCCCUCCUCUCGUUCCCACACCCGCCACCCAAUCCUCCCAACGUCCAGGAGCGCCUGACAGACCCAGUGGUGCAGCAGACAGCUACACAUAAGAUCUCUAAUCCACUUACCUCAUUCGUCUUCCCUUUCCUCUGUUCGCACCUCGUCCCUUUGCAGAAGCGCAUGACAGAUCCGGUGGCGGCAGCGGACGGGUUCACUUACGAGCGCAGCAGCAUCGAACACUGGCUGCUCUCCAACUCUUUCUUGCUUGAUUUGACCUCAAAGCUUCUUACUCCCCAUGUGCCCAAUCCCCCUCCCCCCUCACAGAAGCGCAUGACAGACCCGGUGGUGGCAGCGGACGGGUUCACAUACGAGCGCAGCAGCAUCGAGCGCUGGCUGCUCUCCAACUCUGUCUCGCCGCGCACUGGCCAGCCCCUCCCCCACAAACACCUCACGCCCAACCACACACUCAAGCUGCUGCUGCACAGCCAUUAG
Closterium sp. Yama58-4 is the source of this 2502-nucleotide messenger RNA. Lineage: Eukaryota; Viridiplantae; Streptophyta; Zygnematophyceae; Desmidiales; Closteriaceae. The record is from the annotation of a GenBank genome assembly.